AUGGCGAAACUCGCAACACCAGCUUCUGGCUCGAAGACAUCAAACCCUUCCGCACGUACUAAUGGCCAUGUGCGAUCUGCUGCGCUCGAAGCUGUAAGCGCACGACCACGCCACAAGCAACGCCGGCCAACCAAGCAAGCGUCUUACGAGCUCACCAACCAUGCCAAAGCCUACCUCGAGGGCGGCCAAUAUGCCAGCGGGUAUGACUUCCUCUACAGCCUCCUCGCCGCGGGCACAAGCAUAUCGAGACCCGCGCAGCCAUACAUAGGCUUUCUCGCACCGCCGGCAUACAUCGCCUUCGCCUCUUCCAUGGUCGCCGACCCUAGAUUCACCACCAAAGCGCAAUCGCGAGACGCAACCAAAGGCUCCGAUGCUGCGCUACGAUAUCUGCAGUGCGUGCACACGACGAUAGACGACCCCGCAUACCCGACUAUAAGGAAAGCGUUCAUGUUCCCAAGAGAGCGCAACAGGAGGAGCGCCCCCAGCUACAGGGCUAGUGCAAGCUUAUCACCCCAGCUGAGCAGCGACAUCAAGCGAAUAGCGGGCGAGGCUGCCAACGAGAAGAGCCUGUGGUAUCGCGCAGACGACUUCUGGCAUGCUGUGGGAUGGGCGUUCAAUUGCGCGAUAAAGCACAAGAAACGGUGGAGUCGGUGGAAACUGUGGCUGAGGGUCAUGCUCGACUUCCUCGAAGCCGAUUGGGAUGUCUGCGUCAAGCAAAGCAACCAAGAGGGAGCGAGCGACGAGACAACCGUCCAGCAGAGUCUCCUUUGGCACUACAUAGCCGGCGACGAGACAGCAAUGAAUCGUGCAAAGAGGCGCCGGAUCAUCAGAGCUGUACUCGCAACGGCGACACCCGACUCGCUCAAAGACUACCCGGAAGUCUGGGAGAGGGAGACAGCAGAGCCGAGACGUAAAAGAAAUGAAGACCAGCCAGUGGGUGAGGUUGACUUCGAGACUGGGGAGUUGGCGGAUUAUGGUAGCGACGAAGAUAUGCAGGACCCAUCGGACAACGGCGGGGAUGAGAGUGGCGACGACACGUCUUCGGAAACCAGCGACAAAGGGAUUAGGAACGUACACGACGCCAUAGAGCGCCUUGGCGGACAGGACGCGAUCGAGCUGCGGCAGCGUCUCAUAGCACUCCUCGCCGAAGUGGCCGUGGAGCUACCGGAACUCUUCACCCGGAUAUAUGACCUCUGCGACAACAUCUUGGAAGAGUUCAGUCAGGUCCCGACUAUGACCUUUCAGGUGCUUUUGUCUACGAUGAAGCUACCCGACGACAUUCGAGUCGCCUUCACCGCGAACCUUCUACAUGGUAUGAUAGCCAGCAAGCCACCGAGCUUCUUUCUCCGAGACCCUACUCAACAGGAUUUCGAAAAGACUCUUCUUCCACUGAAAGGAACAACGCAAAGCUUUGCAGCAAACACCAAGAUCUCACUCAUACUGGAACAGUUGUUCAUGCACAUGAUGAAGAACAAUGCUCUUGCUCCUAAUCCAGCUCUUCGCAAGGCUAUGGAGGCUGGUAUCCAAGCGCGACGUAGUGUAUAUGGUACGGGUAAAGGCAAGAGAGGCAACGCUGAGGAAGAAGAGCAAGCGAAGAAGCUGCUACAGGAAAGCUCGGACAGGCUGUUGGGAUUGCUUGAGACCGACACUAUUACCGAGAUUGAGACGUACAUCAAGGACCAGCAACAAAAGAGUCUGAGGUUCAGGUUGAACUCGAUAGGACUGCGAGUCGACCGCUCAACAGCUUCCACGUCAUCAUCGACUCCCAUACGACUCAUCCAACCUGGGGCAGAGGAUAUACUCCUCGGUGUACGGAGACAGUCUUUGAAGUCUACACUGCUCGCGGAGCAAACACCACACCCGCAGAUCAAUCAAGAAGACGAGUGGCUCACGUUGCAAGAAUGGUUGACUCGAUGCUAUGGAAUUGCCUCUCAUCUGGAAGAUGAGCCUGACGAUUCAAAGAAAGAGUCUCUAAAGCACGCAGUGGCAGCGUGCAUCCGUCAUCGGCACCGCACCGACUUCGAAUUCUGGAAAAAGACGGCCAAUGUUAACGUAUGUUUGAACCUAUUAGAGCAGGACAUAUCCUCAUAUAGCAAGCAUGACCUUACAGACCACCCUCUGGGGGGCCCUUCCAGGAAAAAAGCCGACCGCCACGAGUCAGAGUCCGCAGAGCCUCCAAGACUUACUCAUGAAAUCGCUCUGGAGAUUGAUGUACACCCCCGUUGGACACCGUUUCUCACUUGGAUGGCCGAAGAUCUUGAGUCACUCAACCCCGCUCCUCUUACAAUGGCCGACUGGUGGAAGUCCAACGGCCAAGCUUUCCAGUUCCUCGACCUUCCCGAAGAACUCCGAUACCUCGUAUACGAUCAAGCCAUCGGCCCCUACAUAUGUUUGUCGCUGAGCAAGGGCGACUCCGACGGAAACCAGCAUGUCAGAUUGUCGCGCCCCAAGCGCCGCUGCGUAGACAUACAUCGCUUUGGAAAAGUCGGUGUUGGCGAAAGCGAAUACCAAAUCCAACCGAACAUACUUGCUCUCACCUGUCAGAAAAUCUGUUAUGAAGUCAGAAAGGCAACAUGGGAGCGCACGACAGCACUGCUCAACGGGUAUCAUCACCCUUCCAUAUGCCCCACUUAUCCUCAUGUCUUCAUCCCCUACCAUGCUAUGCGUCGUAUCGAGCUCAACCUCUCCACGUCGGAUUACUUCCGCUUCCUCGGCCUAAAGUGCGAACGUCAUCAGGGUUUCGUCGAAUUGGACAACGAGAUGACACCCGCAAUCGCACAACUGCGCGAGAUACCAACGUUGUUCCAUCUACAUCUCCACUUCACCACCCGUCCGCCUAUACGGAUUGGUCCUGGUAAUACGUGGAGGUCAUUGGACCCUUGGCUGAAUAUCGCAGGGAGUAGGGGUACCAAAGUAGUCUCGUGUCAGAAGGUCUUCGUUCACUGGUUCUUCACACUGGCGUGGGCGGAUAUCAGACAUAUACCCCGAGUCACGUUCUCUGGUCAUGUUAAGAGACGGAUACGAAUGAUGUGGGAGUUCAACUUUGCUCUUAGUACUCUAGACAAACGGAGUGAUUCCAAGGCUGGAUCAAUCGCACGGAUACAGGCUACGCCGUGGCAAAGACUGUAG
Messenger RNA from Alternaria ethzedia, 3129 nucleotides. RefSeq lists its product as uncharacterized. The record is from RefSeq and is a predicted model, not a curated record. The coding region runs from base 1 to 3129 and encodes 1042 amino acids. The transcript has 4 exons. Lineage: Eukaryota; Fungi; Ascomycota; Dothideomycetes; Pleosporales; Pleosporaceae.